Molecule: messenger RNA, 531 nt
Organism: Caenorhabditis bovis
Lineage: Eukaryota; Metazoa; Nematoda; Chromadorea; Rhabditida; Rhabditidae
Source: the annotation of a GenBank genome assembly
AUGGAUUAUUAUAUAUCAUUCUAUGAAAUGAAGGACAUUGUGAUUCCUGACACAAAAUACGACGACAUUGUUGUGAAGAAUAUUAAAGAUGCUCCGAUCUCAGACUUUGUGACGUAUGAUCGCGACAUUUUCCCGUAUGAACGAUCGGAUUUUGUUAAGGCCUACAUUCAAGAUAAAGCAGCUUUCGCUCGAGUUGCUUAUGACAAAAACGGUAAGGUUAUUGGCAUUGGUGCUGUGGUGGCAUAUCCAUCUGGAGAAUGUGUGAUUGCUCCGAUGUAUUGUGAUAAUAUGCAUGUGGCUCGAGCUAUUUUCACCGAUAUUCUUCGUGAAAUGCCUUUGGAAAAAUUGUGGAGAUUCCACAUAAGAUCACAUAAUAAACAUGAUGAAUCAUUUGAAUGGAUAAAACCAUUUAUCCGGCCUCAAUUUGAACGGAAACAUCUGGCCAAACUUCUUUAUUCGUUGCAUGAAAUUCAGUACGUGGAUAUCAAGAGGAUCUACGCAUUCAUGCCUAUCACUAAUUAUCCGCUUUAA